AUGGAGAGUUACUUGAGGAAAUGGUGUUUGGUUUCUGUGCUGGUUUUGCUUUUAGGUUUAGGGUUUAAGGCAAAAGCAGAUCCUCAAGUUCCAUGCUACUUCAUCUUUGGUGAUUCUUUGGUUGAUAAUGGAAACAACAAUCGUCUUAUUUCUCUUGCAAGAGCCGACUAUUUUCCUUACGGCAUUGAUUUGGGCCGCCCAACCGGCCGCUUUUCCAACGGAAAAACCACCGUCGACGAGAUCGCUGCGCUACUUGGAUUUGAUAACUACAUUCCUGCGUAUAGUAGUGUGAGUGGCCAGCAGAUAAUGCAAGGAGUCAACUACGCAUCUGCAGCAGCUGGAAUCAGAGAAGAAACCGGUCAACAAUUGGGACAAAGGAUAACAUUUAGUGGACAAGUCGAGAAUUAUAAGAACACAGUGUCUCAAGUGGUGGAGAUUCUUGGAGAUGAGAAUAGUGCAGCUGAUUACCUUAGCAAAUGCAUCUACUCUGUUGGUUUGGGAAGCAAUGAUUAUCUUAACAACUACUUUAUGCCUAAUUUUUACUCUACUAGCAGACAGUACACUCCCGAACAGUACGCUGAUGAUCUUAUCAGCCGCUACACAAACCAGCUCAAUGCACUAUACAACUAUGGAGCUAGAAAGUUUGCAUUGGUAGGAGUGGGAGCCAUCGGUUGUAGCCCAAACGCGCUCGCAACAGGCAGCCCCGAUGGAACAACUUGCGUAGAGCGUAUCAACUCAGCUAAUCGAAUCUUCAACAGCAGGCUUAAGUCUAUGGUCCAACAGCUCAACAACUAUCACCCUGAUGCUAAAUUCACCUACAUUAAUGCCUAUGGUGUUUUCCAGGACAUAAUCGCCAAUCCAUCUUCUUAUGGGUUUAGUGUUACGAACGCUGCAUGUUGUGGAGUUGGAAGAAACCAAGGUCAGCUAACAUGUUUACCAGGAGAAUCCCCGUGCCCGAACCGGGAUGAGUUCGUGUUUUGGGAUGCGUUUCAUCCAACGGAUCGUGCGAACACGCUCAUUGCGCAGAGAUCCUACAAUGCGCAAUCUUCUGACGACGUUUAUCCAAUUGAUAUCUCUACGUUGGCACAGCUCUGA
This is a messenger RNA of Thlaspi arvense, 1095 nucleotides long. NCBI's taxonomy places the organism in Eukaryota, Viridiplantae, Streptophyta, Magnoliopsida, Brassicales, Brassicaceae. The record is from the annotation of a GenBank genome assembly.